AUGGCGGGUGCCCAUCUUGCCCAUCUUGCCAACAAUGCAUCGCUGCCGCCCUUUCUGCUCUCCCAUUCGCGCUCAGCCCCCUGCCAGCCAGCCCUGGCCGCGCAACUUGGAAACCUAUCCCGUAAAACCCGCCUGCUGUCUCACCUCUGUCGCAAGUGCGCUGUUCGGCCUUGUUGCCGCCUCGUCGGACGCGCGAGCGGGCGCCGCGGGGGCGAGUCGCCCCGGCUACGUUUGCUCGGCGUUAGCGUCCGCCUGACGCCGCACGCGGGCCCCGCGUGCCGCGUCCAACGCUGCGUUCCCCGGCCCCUUUGA
Molecule: messenger RNA, 312 nt
Organism: Chondrus crispus (carragheen)
Lineage: Eukaryota; Rhodophyta; Florideophyceae; Gigartinales; Gigartinaceae
Exons: 1
Coding region: 1-312 (103 amino acids)
Source: RefSeq, a predicted model, not a curated record